AUGAUUCCCCUUCUCAUUCUUGCGGCCCUCGCGGUCGUCUUCCGCCUCCUUUGGUCAAUCUUUACGAGUCUUCGUCAUGCGCAGAAUGCUCGCAAGUGGCACUGCGGUACUAUCCCCACCUAUCCGGGUGAUGUACUCGGCAUCAACACGUUGAAGGAAGUUCUGCGUGCUGACAAGGAGAAACUCAUCCCCGUUUUAUCCGCACGGCGCGUCGAAACGAUGACAGCCCGUGAAGGACGAUACGUGUCGACCUUCCGCCUCCGCCAGAUGGGAAGGGAGAGCGUCUUUACGUCUGACCCGAAGAACAUGCAGGCUAUUUUAGCUACACAGUUCAAGGAAUUCGAGCUCGGUGAUGUCAGAAGACAUGCCCUGUGCCCGCUGUUGGGCUCCGGCAUUUUCUCAACCGACGGCGAAUCCUGGUCGCGAUCGCGGACUCUUCUCCGUCCACAGUUCACCCGCGACCAAGUCAGCGACCUCGAUCUCGAAGAACGCCACGUCCAAAAGGCCAUGGCCGGCAUACCCGCUGACCCUUCCACCAAAUGGACUUCCGAAAUCGAUAUCCAAACCAUCUUCUUCCGACUAACCAUCGAUUCUGCCACGGAAUUCCUCUUCGGCGAAAGCGUCGAAAGCCAAACUGCCGCAUUAAGCGGUGGUAGAAUCAUCGAAGACAAAUUCCCCUCUUACUUCGACCGCGGCCAAUGGUACGCCUCGCAGCGCGCGCGCUUCGAAAAGCUCCACUGGAUAGUCAACAACAAAGAAAGUCGCGAAACCGACCGGUUUGUGCACGCCUACGUCGACCGUUUUGUCGACGCUGCAUUAGCCGCUGUAAAAGAAGGCAAAACCAACCCCGAAAAGAGCAACUCGGACCACUAUGUUUUCCUCCACGGUCUCACUACCGUAACACAAGACCCCGUCGAACUCCGCUCCCAACUCCUCAACAUCCUCCUCGCGGGGAGAGAUACUACCGCUUCGCUGCUGAGCUGGUGUGUGCUUCUCCUCGCCCGCUAUCCGGAUAUCUUCCAGAAGCUCCGCAAUACGAUCCUAGCCGACUUCGGUGACUAUGAAAAUCCAAGGAACAUCACCUUCGCUUCGCUCAAAUCCUGUCGUUAUCUCCACUACUUCAUGAAUGAAGUCCUCCGUCUCUACCCCAUCGUUCCGGGGAACCGUCGCGUCGCGGUAAAGGAUACCACCCUCCCCUGUGGGGGAGGCCCGGACGGCUCUGAACCCGUGUAUGUCCGCAAGGGCCAGCCCGUCGUGUACAGCGUGUUUGUCACGCACCGACGGAAGGAUAUCUGGGGCGCGGACGCGGAGGUGUUCAAUCCGGACCGCUGGGAGAAUCUCAAGGUCGGGUGGGAGUAUUUGCCGUUCAACGGGGGUCCGAGAAUCUGCAUCGGGCAGCAAUUCGCACUUACCGAGGCUGGGUAUGUGCUUGUUCGACUUUUGCAGAGGUUUGAUCGGAUUGUGGAUGCGAGGCCGGAGAGGGAUAUUCGGUUUAAUGCUACGCUGACUAGUGCGCCGUGGGAGAAUGUGAUUGUUAGGUUGAGGGAGGGGGCUUAG
Molecule: messenger RNA, 1557 nt
Organism: Aspergillus pseudotamarii
Lineage: Eukaryota; Fungi; Ascomycota; Eurotiomycetes; Eurotiales; Aspergillaceae
Product: cytochrome P450
Exons: 2
Coding region: 1-1557 (518 amino acids)
Molecular function (GO): iron ion binding; oxidoreductase activity, acting on paired donors, with incorporation or reduction of molecular oxygen, reduced flavin or flavoprotein as one donor, and incorporation of one atom of oxygen; heme binding
Source: RefSeq, a predicted model, not a curated record